Molecule: messenger RNA, 1414 nt
Organism: Capsaspora owczarzaki ATCC 30864
Lineage: Eukaryota; Filasterea; Ministeriida; Capsasporidae
Exons: 7
Coding region: 1-1344 (447 amino acids)
Biological process (GO): kinetochore assembly; mitotic cell cycle; chromosome segregation
Cellular component (GO): kinetochore
Molecular function (GO): protein heterodimerization activity; DNA binding
Source: RefSeq, a predicted model, not a curated record
AUGUUUGAGGCAUUCCGCUUCUUCGAUGCGUUUUCUGUUCUAUCCUUGUCAGUCCACAUUUCAUUCUUCUUCACCACCAUAGUCAUGGCCGAGACACCGCGCAGACUCAUGCGCCGCAUCCUGCUCGAAGCGCAAACGCCCGCUCCAGCCUCGUCGUCGUCGUCGUCGUCGUCCUCCCGCACACCGCAGCAGCCCGCAACCUCGUCCUCGGCAGCACCGUCGUCGUCUGCACGCCCAGCAGCCACACCGGCCUCCACAGCGCGCCGGCGGACGGCGUCCCAAGCGAGCACUUCGCUCGGUCCAGAGAGCGCCAGCAAGCGGUCCCGUCGCAUCGCCGCCGACUCGCCGCGUGGCCUGAUUCGAGCCGUCUCAGAAGACCUCGCGCCGCCUUCCACAACCAUCAACCGAAACCGACAUUCAUUCGGUCCAUCCGCCGCAAACACGGCCAUUCUGGCGUCUGCCACCAAGGCACGCGCGACAGCAACGGCGAGUGCUGCAGCUCCGAUGUCUGCGCGGUCGGCAAAAGCGGCGGCGAUGGCGGCUGGAUCGGAUGUUGCCGCGACUCCCCGCACCAUGUUCCGAGGCGCCCUCGCAUCCAUGGACACUCCGCUGGACGCAUCCAUUCUGCCAAGCAGCGCCAGGAACGCUCUAGCUGCACCCUCGAGCGUCCAACGUACGCCAGUGAUUUCACCUCGGCGCUCUGUGGCGUCAACACCCUCGUCUGUUUCCAGCCUCGACUUGUCUGCACUACCAAGUCGACCUAUUCGCGCUUCUAAUGGAUAUGCCAUCGAUUGGGGAGAUGACGACUAUGCUGACGAGGUUGACGACAACCGAGAGUCGUCGGAGGAGUCCAGCCUGACUGCGGCUGAGCGGGCGCGAGUGGAUGAAAUUGUCGACAACGACGAUGCAGCGGAUCUAGCGUCUCAGAAAUCGGUAUUCCGAGCACCAUAUCCAGUCACGAAAGCGCCCAAAGGUGCAGCAAGCUCAGCAUCAUUACCACAUUCAAAACGGUCAAAGGAGGACGAGUUGCCAGUCAUUUCUGCAGCAGCAACGCGCGCGCUUUUUCUCUCGUUUUGCAAGGCGAGUGUGCCAGCUGCAACCAUGGAAGUCGUCCAGCGCGGGGUGGAUGAAUUUUUAAACCAAGCCGCCGAUGAUCUCGUCGCAUUCGCUCAACACGCAAAGCGCAAGACCAUCGAUGCAGAGGACGUAGUAUUCUUGAUGCGAAGGCAAAAACAAAUUCAACCUGCCCAAACAAUAGAAACGCUAUCCCAUGCCUAUCUACCACGCGAGUACAUUGAGGCGGUCAUACCCAUUGCUCGCGCGCACAACAUUGUUGAGCCAUGAAGUUGUUUGGUGCAAUGGCAGAAAGCAGCAUGUUUCAAGCACAAUGACUAUUUUUGAAUAGGUAUUGGGC